Molecule: messenger RNA, 2608 nt
Organism: Schistosoma rodhaini
Lineage: Eukaryota; Metazoa; Platyhelminthes; Trematoda; Strigeidida; Schistosomatidae
Source: the annotation of a GenBank genome assembly
GCAGUGGAGCUUCUAAAAGAUACGUAGAUUGACUUAGAGACUCCCAAUACUAAGAUAAACAAACGUCACCAAGCCUCCGGUCGUUCCCAAGCUGAUACUGAAACCCUAAAAAUGGGUUGGUCAAUGUUUAUUCCGAGGUUACAGCAUAUAUAAUCGCUACCCUAAAAAAAAUAGAUCAAAACACAGAGCAUCCUCACCUUAUCAGGAAUUUUGACAUUAUUGGAUACAGUCACAUCUUUAAAUGACAUAAACAGUUUUCAAUAUUUCAUUUGCAUGCAUUAAAUCACGUGGACGUUUUGAAUAUUGCGUACUUGUUUUCGUGUUGCCUCAGAAUAUGGGGAAAUCUAAGAAAGAAAACAAAGAUAGCAACGCUACUGAAUCAGUUGCACUGAAAAAGGAGGUUUCAGUCAUACAGGGUGUGAGUAUUGUUGUCGGUGUUAUCAUUGGUUCUGGUAUUUUUGUUUCACCUGUCGGAGUCUUGAAACAUACCAAAUCCGUCGGAUUAUCAUUUAUUAUGUGGGCCGUCACCGGAUUAUUCAGUGCAUUGGGUGCCAUCGUGUAUGCCGAACUAGGUGUCACUAUUCCUCGAUCUGGUGGAGAAUAUGUUUACAUUCUCCAAACGUUCGGACCUUUACUUGCCUUCCUAGCCUUUUGGAUUACAUUCGUCGUAAUCGGAUCUGCAAGUUGUGCGGCAAAUGCACUUAUUUUCGCCCAAUAUAUUCUUCGACCUGUUUACAUGGACUGUGUUACUCCUACUAUCGUGAUACGCACCGUUGCAGUGCUAGGACUGCUUCUUCUUUGCUUCGUGCACUGUUUUAGCGUUAAACUGGCAACGAAAGUUGCGGUCGUCUUCACUGCAUGUAAAGUUACAGCUUUACUUAUUAUAAUUGGUUUUGGCCUCUACUAUCUGGGAAAAGGAAAUGUUGAGAGUUUCAAAAAUGCCUUUGAAGAUAGCGAAAAAUCACCUGGUGAACUUGCAUUGGGGUUUUACCAAGGGUUUUGGGCUUUCUCUGGUUGGAAUUAUCUCAACUUUUUGACUGGAGAAGUAAAGAAUCCAGGAAGGACACUACCGAUCGUAAUUAUACUCUCCCUCACAACAGUAACGUUCAUCUAUAUUUUGACCAAUGUGGCCUACCUCGCAGUCUUAUCACCAUUAGAAGUCCUUGCCUCAGAAGGUUCCACUGCAAUAGCUGUGAGUUUUGCAUCAAGAACUAUGGGGGUUGUGGGUUUGAUAAUGCCAGCUCUUGUAGGUGCUUCAGUCUUUGGCAGUAUAAAUGGUGAGGUAUUCUCUAUUUCCCGACUAGCAUUUACCGCUGGUGAAGAAGGACAUAUGCCCGCGCUUCUUUCAAUGGUUAAUAUUGACCGUUUAACUCCUAUUCCAUCUAUAUUAAUUGUAGUGACCCUAUCUGUAAUUUUUCAAAUGUUCGAUGAUAUACUUUAUUUGAUCGAGUUAACGGGAUUUGCUUUCUCUGUAAUGUCUGCAAUGGCUGUUUGCAGUUUACUCUACAUUCGUCGUACAAAUCCUGAAAUGAAUACAUCGGGAUUUAAAUUACCUAUUUUUUUUCCUGUGUUGUACUUAAUUGUGGACAUUGCUAUUGGAAUUCUUGCAAUCUAUCAAAAGCCUACAGAUUGUGCAAUUAGUAUUGGAGUAAUGUUGCUAGGUGUUCCAGUUUACCUUUUUGGGGUAGUAUGGAAGAACAAACCAAGAUCAAUGAGAUCUUUAAUAUAUGGUGUCACAAUCACUUUACAAAAAGUUUUAAAAGUUGUUGAACAAGAAAAAGUCUCUGAUAUAAUAGAAAUAGAUGGUCAUUUAAAACCUAUUGAUAGUCAACUGGAUAUAUCAUAACAAAAAAAAACAACAAUAAUAAACAAUAACGAAAAAUUCGCUUUAUUCUUAAUUUUGCCAAUGUUCUUAGAACUACUGUUACAAUGGUAACUAAUGAAUUUUAUUCUUAGAAUUUUUGUUUUGUUUGUAAAAAAAAAACAAUAUUGUGCUUAAAAUUACCCAUGAAUUCAUCCAAUCAAAUUGUUUCUUUCUAUUACCUUAAAAAUCUUUCAAAUCAUCCUGUAAAUGAAUUCAACAUUUUGCUUUUUUUUUUCUCUUCAUAGGAUACAGUGUAACAUUGUACUUCAUUCAUUUCAUGUUGUAUUAAAGAAAUUUCUUCGCUUUUUUAGACAUAGAUUCACUUAUAUUACCAUUUGCUAACAUCUUUGCCAGUUUUUUUUUUUUUUAAAUUUGUAACUUCUUAUAUAUUUUGUUUUAAUCCUAGAUGUAUUUGUUAUUCUUGUACUUUCAGUGCUUCUCCCUUGCAUUAUCAGUAGAAUAAUCACAUUUUGUAUAUCCUAAAUUGCUUUGAUGUAUCCUUUUUAAUUGAUUGUAAAUUUGUGUGUAUGUACAUAGUUUACAUACAAAAUUCAUGAUGAUAUUGAAUUAAUAAAAAGAAAAUAUUUGGCUAUUUGUAAAGAUUUAUUCAAUUUAAUGGUUAGCUGAUCAUGGAUUAGUGACUAACGACUUGUUUGUUAUCAUUGCCGCAGCCAAUGUAUGAAUGCACAUGAUUUGUGUACAUUAUCAUUUGCUUUUAUCAAUUAAAGUAUCCUAGUCACUUAA